GCCGCGCUCUCUCUCUCAGACCAAGAGGGGUGGUCUCUUCCGGUUCAUGUCGGAGCAGAGGAAGCCGGGCGGCCAUUUUGGAUCAUCCGGGAGCGGCAGCAGCAGCAGCAACAGCAGCCGCCUAGUGCCGCUGUCUGAGGGAAAAGGAGGCGAAGAAGGGAGGGAGGAUCAGGGUUGCAGGCUUGGCGGCGGCCUCCCCUUCUCUCUCUCUUUCUCUCACCCAUAUCUAUAUCUAUAUCUAUAAUAUCUAUCUAUAUCUAUAUCUAUCUAUAUAUGAUAUUAUAGAUAUACAUAUAUAUAUAUAUAGAGAGAGAGAGAGAGGGAGGGCAUAGGAAAAGAACCCGAAGCCCUCCAUAUAUCUAUCUAUCUAUCUAUAUCUCCUCCCUUUGGGCAAGGAUUUGGGGUUUGUUUCUUCUGUGUGAAGGAGGAAUUAAGCGAAACAUGGGAGCCAAGGCCUUUUGAAGCAGGGUUUGGGGAGAAGAGAAGAAAGAAAGGGAUAAAAAGGGCUGAAAGAGAAGUCUCCUCCUGAGGAAAGAGAGAGGAGGAAGAAGAAGAGGAUCAGCCAAAAGGGUCCAUUUUUGCCCCCUUUCAUUCCUCACGAUUGCAUUCCUCUCUUUCCCGCAGAAGCAGCACCCUCAUCCCGGUUCUCCUCCCUUUCUCCCCUGCUGCUGCUGCUGCUGCUGCUCUCUCAUUCCCUUUGCCUCCUUCCUCCUCCCUAAUCUUGAGCCCCUUUGCCCUGCAUGAGAAUCCCUUCCUCUGUCUCUAAUCCGCCCCACCUUUGGAGGGACUCUAUAUACAAUACAAAUCUCUCCCUAGGAUGAUCCCUGGAGACUCCCGAGGGGAUCCCAGGCUGCUCUUUGGAGAUAAAUGAGAGAGGAGGGCACUCCUUCUGGCGGAGGAGGAGGAGGAGGAGAAGGUGGAGGAAGAGGCCGAAAUAAGACCCCAGGGUUCACCCCCCAGGCUCCUUUCUUCUUCAUGGUGGCCUUUCAUCACCGCCACCACCAUCAUGCAGUGAAAUCGCACUCCCUUUUUCUGUAAAUAUAUAUAUAUAUAUAUAUAUAUAGUAUUUUGGGGGAAGGUGUUAGGAUUUUUUAGUAAGACUAUUAUAUAGCUGGGUUCGGCCGUCACGAUCGGGGCUUCGGCGCAAGUGAACGAAAAUGUCCACUCGAACUCCCUUGCCCACCGUGAAGGAGCGCGACACUGAAAAUGAUGCCGGAACAUCAGUAGGGGAAAGCUUUUGUGAAAAGCACACCUCUCAUGGUGAAGGACGGCAGGAAGUUUCCUCUCGAACUAAUCGCACUGGGGCCCGCUGUAGAAAUUCUAUAGCUUCCUGCGCAGAUGAGCAACCCCAUAUUGGAAACUACCGACUUCUUAAAACGAUUGGAAAGGGGAAUUUUGCAAAAGUGAAGCUGGCUAGACACAUCCUUACUGGCAGAGAGGUUGCAAUAAAAAUAAUUGAUAAAACUCAAUUGAAUCCGACUAGCCUACAAAAGCUCUUCAGGGAAGUAAGGAUAAUGAAGAUAUUAAAUCAUCCCAAUAUAGUUAAAUUAUUUGAAGUAAUUGAAACAGAAAAAACACUCUACUUAAUCAUGGAGUAUGCAAGUGGAGGAGAGGUAUUUGACUAUCUAGUUGCACAUGGAAGAAUGAAGGAAAAAGAGGCAAGAGCCAAAUUUAGACAAAUAGUAUCUGCAGUGCAGUAUUGCCACCAAAAGCAUAUUGUUCACAGAGAUCUCAAGGCUGAAAAUCUUUUGCUUGACGCAGAUAUGAACAUUAAAAUAGCCGAUUUUGGUUUUAGCAAUGAGUUUACAGUUGGAAAUAAACUGGACACAUUUUGUGGCAGUCCUCCUUAUGCUGCUCCAGAACUCUUCCAAGGCAAGAAGUAUGAUGGACCUGAAGUAGAUGUUUGGAGUUUAGGUGUUAUUCUUUAUACUCUUGUGAGCGGAUCUCUGCCUUUUGAUGGACAGAAUCUAAAGGAACUGAGAGAGAGAGUACUGAGAGGAAAAUACAGGAUUCCUUUCUACAUGUCAACAGACUGUGAAAACCUGCUAAAACGUUUCCUGGUGCUAAACCCAACUAAAAGAGGCACACUUGAGCAAAUCAUGAAGGAUAGAUGGAUCAACGCAGGGCAUGAGGAUGAUGAACUUAAACCUUUUGUUGAACCAGAGUUAGACAUCUCAGACCAGAAAAGAAUAGACAUUAUGGUUGGAAUGGGAUAUUCUCAAGAAGAAAUACAGGAAUCUCUUAGUAAAAUGAAAUAUGAUGAAAUCACUGCUACGUAUUUGCUACUAGGAAGGAAAUCAUCAGAGUUGGACGCAAGUGACUCCAGCUCUAGCAGCAAUCUUUCACUUGCUAAGGUCAGGCCAAGUAGUGACCUAAACAACAGUACAGGACAGUCUCCACACCACAAAGUACAGAGAAGUAUAUCUUCCAGCCAGAAGCAACGACGGUACAGUGACCAUGCUGGUCCAUCUAUUCCUCCAGCUGUGGCAUAUCCAAAAAGAAGUCAAACUAGCACUGCAGAUAGUGACCUCAAAGAAGAAGGGAUUCAGUCACGGAAAUCUAGCAGCAGUGCUGUUGGAGGAAGAGGAGUAGCUCCUGCUAGCCCCAUGCUUGGGAAUGCCAGCAAUCCAAAUAAGUCUGAUAUUCCUGAGCGUAAGAGAAGCUCUGCUGCACCCAGUAACAAUACUGCACCUGGAGCAAUGACACGACGAAAUACAUAUGUCUGUAGUGAAAGAACAACUACAGACAGACACUCAGUCAUUCAAAAUGGCAAGGAAAGCAGUGCUAUUACCGAUCAGAAGACACCUGUUGCUUCAACUCACAGUAUCAGUAGUGCAACAACACCUGACCGCAUACACUUCCCAAGACGAUCUACCAAUCGUAGCACUUUCCAUGGCCAGAUUAGAGAACGGCGUACUGCCACUUACAACGGACCCCCUGCAUCGCCCAGUCUCUCUCACGAAGCAACACCACUCUCACAGACACGAAGUAGGGGCUCCACUAACUUGUUCAGUAAAUUGACUUCAAAGCUAACAAGAAGAAACAUGUCAUUCAGGUUUAUCAAAAGGCUCCCAACUGAAUAUGAGAGGAACGGGAGAUAUGAGGGCUCAAGUCGUAAUGUGUCUGUUGACCAGAAGGAUGACAACAAAGAAGCCAAGCCUCGUUCGUUACGAUUUACUUGGAGCAUGAAAACCACCAGUUCCAUGGAUCCUAAUGACAUGAUGAGGGAAAUUAGUAAGGUCCUGAAUGCCAACAACUGCGACUAUGAACAGAGGGAGCGUUUCUUGCUUUUCUGUGUCCAUGGGGAUGGUCAUGCAGAGAAUCUUGUUCAAUGGGAGAUGGAGGUGUGUAAGCUGCCAAGACUGUCACUGAAUGGAGUCCGCUUUAAACGGAUAUCGGGAACAUCAAUAGCAUUUAAAAACAUUGCUUCCAAAAUUGCCAACGAGUUAAAGCUGUAAUGAGAAGAGCAAUCAAGUUUGUAAAUUUAAAGUAGCAAUUUCAAGGUGUUUUUUUUUUUUUUUUUUUUGAGAACAUCAAUGGAAAUGUAUAGAAUAAUAUUUAGGGCAAUAAUUUCUGCAUCUUCUGAAUCAUGAUAUUAAAGCAAACAAACAGUUGAGUCAAGCUGCUGAGCUGGGAAGGGAGAGUUGGACUUUUUUUUUAUAAGUGCACUACAGCAUUAAAGUUGCCUACUAUGUAAAA
Messenger RNA from Sceloporus undulatus (fence lizard), 3699 nucleotides. It is a transcript of the gene MARK3, whose product is annotated as microtubule affinity regulating kinase 3. Gene Ontology annotation, molecular function: protein serine/threonine kinase activity; ATP binding. Gene Ontology annotation, biological process: intracellular signal transduction; protein phosphorylation. The transcript is spliced from 19 exons. Lineage: Eukaryota; Metazoa; Chordata; Lepidosauria; Squamata; Phrynosomatidae. Gene Ontology annotation, cellular component: cytoplasm; plasma membrane. The coding region runs from base 1158 to 3458 and encodes 766 amino acids. The record is from RefSeq and is a predicted model, not a curated record.